This is a messenger RNA of Pseudogymnoascus verrucosus, 1815 nucleotides long. RefSeq lists its product as uncharacterized. Gene Ontology annotation, biological process: regulation of DNA-templated transcription. The record is from RefSeq and is a predicted model, not a curated record. The coding region runs from base 133 to 1719 and encodes 528 amino acids. The transcript has 3 exons. Lineage: Eukaryota; Fungi; Ascomycota; Leotiomycetes; Thelebolales; Thelebolaceae. Gene Ontology annotation, molecular function: DNA-binding transcription factor activity, RNA polymerase II-specific; zinc ion binding.
GAUCGCUGCACACGUACAUACUAUACAAGGUAGCAAUUAGCGUAAUGAACAAUUCCUAGGUUCCGCGCAGGCUUCUCUCAUUAUGGCUAUUUCCUAUAUCCCUUUCCGUAUUGUAGUCUGUGGCUUUUAACUAUGACGGAAGCAUUAGUCCCCGCGCGACAACGACGACGACGCACUUCCAAUUCUAAGACUGGAUGCAAGACAUGCAAGAUCAGACGAGUCAAAUGCGAUGAAUCCAAACCCACAUGCCAGCGCUGCAUUAGCACAGGUCGAAAAUGCGACGGCUAUGUCUCCGAUAUCCUUCCCUCGAACGCACACGAUCAGCAAGCAGCCGCCGCCAUAAUCCAUCGAGUCCUCGUGCGAAUUCCAGGCACUACACAAGAGAAACGCGGAUUUCAAUAUUUCUUCACGAAUACUGCAAGGGAGCUCACGGGCUAUUACACGUCGUCGUUCUGGGAAUACCUCAUCCUCCAAGCAAGCGCGGCCGAACCAUCGCUACGCCAUGCCGUCAUAGCAAUCGCUGCUCUCCACGAGGAAUUCACAAAUAAGCGCCUAGGAGGAAUUUCACAUGGCCACGAGAAUCCCGAGUCCACGUUCGCUAUAAACCAAUACAUGAAAGCAGUCUCCCACCUGCGCCGGUCCUUAUCUGAAGGAAAACAAGCACCCCUCACGGCACUGAUGUCAUGCCUUCUCUUUGUUUGUUUUGACUAUUUAAGAGGGCGUUUUGAUUUCGCCAUGAUGCAUUUACAAAGUGGAUUGGAGAUAUUACGAGAUUUGGGCAGUCGGAGUGAAGAAGAUAGAGAUAUUGCGGAGCAAAGUAUAGCGCCGCUAUUUAUGCGACUCUCUGCCCAGUCGAUUUUGUAUGUCGAUACGAGGAAUUCCUUUGAUAAGAGACGGUUUGCGAAGCAACUCAUGCACAUAAAGACGAAGGAGCCGGCUCCAAUCCCGGAGUCGUUUGAAGACUUGGAGGAGGCGAGAUAUGCGCUGGAUGUGGCUACUAAUGGGCUAUUUAGAGUGUUCUACAUAUGUGAUGGGACCAAACCAAUGAACGUCCAACCCCCAGAAGCCUACGCUACCUACAAAACCUACAGCGCGCAACUCCUCGCCUGGGACUCCUCCUUCUCCGCCUUCAUGUCCCUUAAAUCACACGCCCUCACCGCCCUUCAAAUCCGCGGCGCCGCGCUCCUAAAGAUCCACCACACAACCGCCACAAUCAUGGGCCGCUGCGUCCCCGACCCCACCGAUCCCCGGAGCAUCGUCACCGCAGCUAACGACCCCCUGAUUUUUUCCCAGAGCACCAACGACUUCCAAACCGUGGUCAGCCUCUCGCAAUCCCUUGUUGCAGCCGCGGAGCAGGAUAUCCAGCGCGGAAACGGCAGGUUGGCAGGGGGGCUCACGUUCAGCACUGAUAUGGGCGUUGUGGCGCCGCUGUACUAUGUUUGCAUCAAAUGUACGGAUGUGCCGUUGAGGGAACAGGCGAUAGAGUUGCUGGGUCGGUGUCCGAGACGGGAGGGGAUGUGGGAUAGCGUCCUUGGUGUGCGGAUGAUUCGCGAGUUUUGGGAGAUGGAAGAGGUGCAUAGACAGUUGCGGCAGGGGAUGGUAAAGUUGGUGCUGGAGGAUGAUGGGAGGUGGGAGUGGUCGUGGAGGGAUGUACACAAUGGAGGAGAAGGCGGGGGUGUCGGGUAUGGUGUGAAAGAGAUGAUGGAGUCUCAAAUAUGAUAAUAUGACAUCCCAAUACUUACAAGCUACGAAGCUACGAAAUUAGAUACAAGAGUAGGGGCUAAUUGUUUAGAUCACUACAACAUUUGUUCCAUU